Symsagittifera roscoffensis is the source of this 1322-nucleotide messenger RNA. RefSeq lists its product as uncharacterized. The transcript has 2 exons. Lineage: Eukaryota; Metazoa; Xenacoelomorpha; Acoela; Convolutidae. The coding region runs from base 151 to 1137 and encodes 328 amino acids. The record is from RefSeq and is a predicted model, not a curated record.
AAUACUACGCGUUACGCUCUGAACAACGAGCGUUUUUGUUUGAUUCAGUUAUAACAACAGGUUUUCAUUCUUUGCAACAAAAUACAUACUUCAACGUAAACUCAUGGUUAAUUGAGAAUAAAUUAAAACUUAGUUAUAGAAGACGUAAUUAUGAUGCUGUUUGAUUAUUUCCAGUCCAUCAUCCAUUUAUGGCUUUUUUCCAGUCCAGCUCCCCCAUCAUCUAUCCCCGAGAAACCUGUUAACCCUCUAUCAUUAAUUCCACAAACCAUAAUAGAGGAUCUAAAAGAGGCUACAAAGUAUCCGGGUCAGCUGAGCCGAUUGAUUUACUUUUUUUCGUCGCCGAUGGGAAACCAUCUUCUAGAUGAUAUUUGGAAUCUGAGAUUGUCCAUUUUUUCAACGAAUGAAAGGAAUUUGUUGAAAUGGACUGAAAUUACCGAGAAAGAAGAAGAAAACCGACAAUAUCAAAAGGACAUGCAGAAAGUUUGGGACGAAAAUUACUUGAUUCUUCUCGAACAUCGAAACGAACAGCUUGAACAAAAAAGGCAGUGGUCUGCUUUAAACGAAGCUUACGCAAAAGCGAUUCGGCUACUUGACCCAACGACGUACAACAUUUUAAAAGCGUUUUCGAAGCUUUUUGGUGUUAAACAAACGAAUAUUAUUCAAGAUACUCUGUUCUUAGUAGGCGAUAUGACAAAAUACUGGUCGGGCGAAUUAGAUGGUCAUCAUAUUGCUGAUCAAAGUGCCCGCAAAUAUGUUGCAGGUUUGGCUACAAAAACAGGUGCCGCGGGCGGGGCAGGUGUGGGUUCAGCUAUGGGAGCCUUGUAUGGAGGAUCGAUUGGGUCUGUUAUUGGAGCAGGUGUCGGAGCUUUGGCUGGUUCUUAUACUUUGCAAUACCUAGCCGAUGUGCUAUACUUUAAUUUAUUGGACUAUUUUCGACCGUUAUCGGAGAGAGAAAAGACUCUUUCUAUGGCAUAUCGUUUUAUGGAACUGCAUCAUGAUGCGUCGAAACAAGAAGUUGAGCAUAAUUAUCGAAUGCUGGCCAAAAAAUACCACCCUGACCAGGGCGGCAAACACGAAGAUUUUCUCGCUCUUCAAGCAAGCAGAGCGAUUAUCACACAAUCGAGACAACAUUUGUAACAUAUUCAAAAUAUUCACAACGAACUUGAAAGUGAUUUCGUAAAGUUGUUAUUUCUGAAUUUUCAUGUGUCCGAUUACACCACCGACAACUGACCCAAGCUUCAACUCAUCUACCUAGUCUAGAGUGACCUAAUAUAUGAUUUGAGAUAAUUUUUUCCAUAUACAUUCUUAUCACUGUUCACAUU